AUGAGGCGACGCUGUGCCGGCCAAGCGUCAUAUUGCACCGAGUCGCUGCCGCCGCCCGCCACGUCUUCUGAUCCGACGACGACGACGACGCCGGCGACGUUGGCCACGUCUGAUGCGCCUUACUCUUACGUCGCUCUCUGAUAAGAUAUCCUCUGAUUCAUUUUCCUCUGCGCCGAAAUUGUCGUUGACCAGCCUGCUCGCCGUGUUACUCAUCGCCGUCGCGCUCUUGCCUGGAGGGUAAAUUUUCAUUUUUUUCACGAUUUUUUUCUCAAAAGAUGCUUAGUUCGAAAUCAGAGAUUUACUCGUAAGAUUUUACCUAAGCAUGUUUCAUUUUUGGAGAAAAGUUUAUUUUUAAAUUUCGUAAAUGUAAGAUUCUUGAUCUGAAAUCAAUUCUUCAAUUUUGAUCUUGUAAGGAUUUCUUUCAAAAACAUUAAUUUUCUUACUUUUUAUAGAUCAUAUCGUGGUCCAAAGCAUUUUGGUCCGGUUUCGAAUUGAUUUUUGAAAUCAGCGUGUAAAAUUAAACUUAAUUGUCCUGCCUUAUAAAAAAAUAAUUUAUUUUUCUUUCAUUUAUUUUUUUAAAGUCACAUAUAUAGAUAAUUUAACAUUGUAAAAUUAUUUUUCUUCUAAAAGCCUCCAAAAUUAUUGUUUUCAGGCGUUUUUUGUGUCAUUUUGCGAAAUGACUAUUUUCAUUACUCAUUUUGAUUAGAGGUUUCAGUGGACAAAUAUUCCCAAUUUGAAUUUUUUUUUUAGAUACAAACUCAAUUCCUUCGUAAAUGAUACCAAUUCGCUAAUUCGAAGUAUGUUUAUAAAAAUACUUUUAAAGGCGCAUAGGUUAGAUUUAUAAAGGUCUCGCGACGACUUUCAGAAGCCAAGUUUUGUAACUGUGUUCGUGAUCAACCUAUAAUCGUCCCCAUUAGAAAAUUUUAAAAUUUUUUUUAAACUUCAUGUUGGACAAACCGGUUCCAGGACAUUUUCCCUUGCAAUACCGUUCAAAAGUCUGAAGUUUGAAAGCAAUUAUCUUCCCCCAAAUUGUUCCAUACAUCCCCAUAAAUCGCAGAAAAUCAAAAAGGUACCACGAAUUGUGACGUUCAUGAUGAAUCUGAGGGGCUCAGAGAAAACAGCCGUAUUUCAUCAGGCAAAAAAAAAGAACCUGGCGAUUCGUCAUUCUCAGGUAGAAAUAAUGAUCCCCGGAGCGUUCUACGAAGGCUAAUUGCUGUUAUCCAACCAUUCUGAUUCCCAAGUCGCUAGUUAAAAAGAAAAAAAAACGAUAGGUUAUAUUAGAAUGAAUCACAAAGUUAGCUGCCUCGAAAACAAAAAAUUUUUUUUGGAAUUAUCUCAAAAGAUCAAGUUUUGUAAAUCAUGAAUUCCGUGUUGGAAAGGCGUUCAGAAGAGUAGGAUAGUCUUUAAGAAAAUCUAAGCUGGAACGGAUACUGUGUUUGAAAAAUGCUGGAAAUGCGAUUUUAGGCGAUUUUUUGUAUAUUUACUGGGGCUUUUUAUGUAACCAUCAGAAAAAUAUUCUCUUUUUCUUGUCCCACAAGAGAUUUUGGAAAAAAAAACUAAAAAGAACGCGACUGUAAAAGCGAGAAAACGAAGCCCCGAUUUCCACGUAAUUUCGAGUGUUUUGGCAAAUAUCACAGCUCAUUUUGCUGACGAAAAGGAAGGAGAUACCUGAAACCCGCGCACGGCACAGACAUUCGUCACAACGGGGCACACAGGAAAAUUUGGGUCGGGUGAAUUAUUUAGCGACGGAUUGACGCGUGUAAAUAAAUAUCCCCACACGUUUUUACUAUUGUUGGUGUGUGGGUAGUUCGUUUUUAGUACGACAUUUUGUUGUUAUUUCGGGAAUUAUUCCUGUAAGAAGUCCAUGAGAACUAUUAAAAAUAAUUUGGGAGCCCAAAAAGGCGCACGUGGAAUGGCUUGUGGUUUUGAAAUUAAGAAGCGUUUUUUAAGGCUUUCCGAUGCCAACCCGCGCAAGUCGCUUGAGGUCGGGUGCAGUUUGUAGAAAUCGCACAAACGACCAUGCGUCUUAAAGCUGUCUGAUAAGAUUUAAAAAAACUUCAAAACUAUAAAAUUAUAAGAAAAAAAGCUUCCUUGCAGGGGAGUCGUGAAGAAGAAGUACAUAACAUUUUUCCAGCGAGUCGGAUGCCUCAUCCGACACGGAAAUCAUCAAAAAACUUCUCGGCAAAGGCUACGAUUGGCGGGUUCGGCCGCCUGGUAUCAAUUUGACCGUUCCUGGUGAGUUUUCGAAUCUUUUUCCUCUUCAAAAAACCUCUGCAAAAGAAUUUCAAAGGUUCAUAAUUGAGUAUUUUUAAAAAAAGAAGGAAAAAUGAAGGUCUCGAGGCGAUGAGUCCUUUUUCAGCUUUAAAGAACUUUUCAAGAACUACUUUUUAAGAUUAGGAGCAACCUAUUUCAGGGACCCACGGCGCUGUUAUUGUCAACGUGAACAUGUUGAUUCGAAGGUGAGCAGACUUUUUCUUUUUUCUGAAGUUCAAAUUUCGCACUUUUCCCCUCUCUAACUCAUUUAAAAAAAUUUAAACGACAAUAAAAUGAAAAUUAACAAAACAAAAAACCAAAGAACUUCUCGAAAUUUCCCACACUUCAUUCAUUUAUUCAUGGCCGAACGAAUCCCAGGCCUUUUUUCGCCUACUUCUCACUUCUUUUUUCAAUAAUUUAGUGUCUGAAGUUGUUUAGAUCAUACAUCUUCGUCAUGGAUGUACUUUUAGGGACACGGGGAAAAAUUAACAAGGCUAAUCUGAGAAGGUUUUCACAACGGGGGCUCCUCGUAUUGCGUUGUUAGUUCUCGGCAACAUUUUCUUCUCGGUGCGAUGGGACUAAUUUUGGAGGGGUCUGAAGAUAUAUCGAAAAAUGUAGAUUCUCAACAGAUUCUACGAGUUUCACAGUGAAUUGCAAGAAAAAGCGAUUCGAGAAAUAGUAUGAAGGAAAAUUUGAGCAUGAAUAGAAAAAAAAAACCUUUUACGGUGUUCGGAGUUUGAAUUUUGCGAUAUUAAACUCAAAUUUUCCCGAUCUUGAAAGAAUUCUGACAUUUUUCGCCCUCAAGACAGAAACUGAUAAAUUUCAAAUUUUGAUGAUUCAAUUUUUUCCAGUUUUUAAGGCCUGGAAGGUGUUUAGCUUCAAAUAGUUUCGCAUUUUUUGCUUUUUUCGCCCCUUUCCCCUUUUUAAUCAAUUUUUGAUGUUUUAGAAAGUUCUGAGAGGUUUUUUAAAUGAAAAAAUCCGCUUAUCUGUCUUUGUUCUCAAAAAUCCGCUUAUCUCUCUUUGUUCUCAAUAUGGAAUUUCUAAGUGACUUUUUGAACUUCGGACCAUUAGAAAAAGUCAAAAAUUUCCUUUUUCUCUGCAGUAUAUCCAAAAUCGACGACGUCAACAUGGAGUACAGCGUGCAGUUGACGUUCCGCGAAGAGUGGGUCGAUGGCCGGUUGGCCUUCGGAUUCCCUGGCGACAACAAGCCCGACUUUCUGAUUCUGACUGCCGGCCAGCAGAUCUGGAUGCCUGACAGCUUUUUCCAGGUCAGUUCUCGGUAUAUAUCACAUCGCCCUUCGUUCUCGAUUGAAGUUCAUAAUUUUGGUGCAUUAAAAUAAAUUGAAAGUGAGUUUUCUAUGGCCACGAAACAAGGCAUAUACAGUAAUUUUACCCUUUUUUUCUCUCUCCAAUUUUUUCUGGUUUCUCAACCAAACUUGAUAGUUUUGGUAGCACUCGUUUGCUUUGGUAGUAAUUUGGUAGCAAACGAAGAUAGAAAAGUGAUCUUUCCAGUGAUACCAAAGACAAAGGACCUUGCAUGAUCUGAAAAAAGGUGUUUUAUAUAUUUUAUAAUGUCCGUGAUUCUUUCUUUUGUCUCCCUCUAGACAGCUUUGUCCUUGUUUUCUUGAAACUUCAUGACUUCCUCUAUUUUUUGUAGACCCUGUUUUUGUAGACCUUUUGAUUCAUAUUUUAAAAUUUCAGCUCAAAUUGAUAAUUUAUCAUUUCCAGAACGAAAAGCAAGCCCACCGGCAUAUGAUCGACAAGCCAAACGUGUUGAUCCGGAUACAUAAAGACGGCCGGAUUUUGUAUUCCGUUCGAAUUUCCAUGACACUUUCGUGCCCCAUGCACCUACAGUACUACCCGAUGGAUGUCCAAGUCUGCCUGAUCGAUCUGGCUUCUUACGCUUACACGGAGAAUGAUAUUGGUCAGUUUAUGAAUUAGUUCAUGAGAGAGCUGAUAGAUGAUGAAAGGAUGACAAAGCAAGGAUGAACCAGGAGGAAACAGGAUGACGAUUUUGUGCAAAUUAUGAGCAUCGUUUUUUUUUUAAAGCAUGGACAGAUUUCGAAAAAAAUUCCGAGAUGAAUGGUCGUUUUCAUUUUUCCAGUCGUUCAAGACUUCUGAGAUCAUUGAAAAAAGGAAGAAAAUUCGAUUUUCAAUGACGCAUUAGUAGUUUUCGAAGGUUCAUAGCUUUGGUUUUUCAUGAUUUUUCCAGAAAUGAGGGCGUAGCAACUCUAGAAAAGGUUUUUUUCACAGGCAAUUUUCAUGUGGAGUAUUUGAAAAACGGGGUAACGAAAAAAGAGGGUAUACAACGGGGCAGAUUGGCCCACGUCAAAGAUAUGAAAGGGAAAUCCCAGGUGUCGUGCAAAUAUGAUCGAACAAAAAAUGCAAAUCUUGAAAAAAAAGCAAAAAAAAAAUCCAAAAAAAAAAAUGCGGUGAUGUACAAUUCGGAGACGUCACGCAUCGAGAAUGUAAACACAAUGUGCAUGCACGCAAAGCGCUUAUUCGCAUACAGUAAUCUCCGCGGCAGCGCAACAGGUUGUGUGCCUGUCUACGGUCCAAAGGGUCACAAGUUUGAUCCGCGACCUAAAGGGUUUUAAGUAAUGGUGGUAGUGGGAAAAGACGGCUUCAAAAUCCCCAGCCGUCACUGACACAAGGACGGAUAUGUCACUAGAGCCAGUCCACUGAUAUCAGGAUAGGACUUUGGCUAAGCGACCAGGGGCGCCGACGCCGCUCAAGAGAUACAAAGGCGUUGGAGAAGAAGAAGUAGUAAUGUAUAUGUAAAACUCACUUGUCGGAGCACCCAAUCCCUGAUAACCAUAACCGGCACAACCGAAACCACGGCUUCGAAAUCCCCAGCCGUCACACAUACGUCACUAGAGCCAGUCCACUGAUAUCAGUAUAGAACUCUGGCUAAGCGGCAUGGGCGCCGACGCCGCUCAAGCGGUACAAAGGCGUAAAAAGAAGAAGUACUUGGAUAAGUCACUUGUCGUAGCACCAGAUCCCAGAUAACCAUUACCGGCUUAACCGAAACCACGGCUUCAAAAUCCCCAGCCGUCACACACAAGGACGGAUAUGUCACUCGAGCCAGUUCACUGAUAUCAGGACUUUGGCUAAUGGACCAGGGGCGCCGACGCCGCUCAAGCGGUACAAAGGCUUAAAAAGAAGAUGAAGUAAAUGGAAAACUCACUCUUGUCGUAGCAACCAAUCCCAGAUAACCCGACUGUACCAAUCGCCCCUCCUGAUCAGCCGACAGCGCCGCUCACCGACCUUGCAGUCGGUGUCGUGGCCGUCGGUGAGCCGGUGAGCGGCGCCGUCGGCUGAUCAGCAGAGGAUGCGGUAGGCGAGUAGUGGGUCCAGUCGAGUUAUGAUCAUCUGGGAUUUUCAACCCUUUUAUACUCUUUGACGGCCUAAUCUCCCACGUUAUCUAUUCAUUUUCAAAUAAACAACAGUUCAGAUCACUCUGACAUGAAAUUGCCGUAUCGAAGUUGCAUUUUUAUUUUGCAGAAUACCGAUGGAAACUCACUGAUCCAGUACAACUCAAGCCCGGUUUACACUCUUCUCUCCCCAGUUUUCAGCUUAAUAAUGUAAUUUUUUUAAAUAUUUUAUAAAAAUUGAAAGUCAUUUUGAUGAUAAUUUUGAAAGAUAGCUUUCAAAGUGGACUUUUUUUAUUAUUGAUUUUUUUGUAAUUUUUUUUAAAAUUUUUAGGUAACAACGACGUUGUGUCGAAGUUCAACCAACACCGGUACUUAUUCGUGCCUUAGGACCGUUUUGGAAUUGCGACGGCAGUUUAGGUAACCUUACCCAUUUUCAAAAGUUGAUUAUGUCAUUACUUUUUCAGUUAUUAUCUUUUACAACUUUAUAUUCCAUCAACCAUGUUGGUGAUCGUCAGUUGGGUCUCCUUUUGGCUUGAUCGAGGUUUAUAUUUCAUUGUUUCGAUUCUAAGAAUUUUCUCAGUGUUUCUUCGAUUUUUUGAAGCACUUCAUACAGCUUGAAAACUGAAAUUUGAAAAAAAAAAAAUCAAUUUUCAGGAGCUGUACCAGCCCGAGUAACGCUUGGUGUAACUACUCUACUCACCAUGACGACUCAGGUUUUUUUGAUGAUUUUUUUUUCUUGAACUCUUUCAAAAAUGUGAAAAAAUCGUGCUUUUCAAUAUUCAGGAUGUCACAAUUUCCCGAAAAAAAAAUUCAAUUUUAUGCCGUCGAGCUCUGAAAAAAAUAGUUUUAAGGUUCAAUUGUCCAUAAAAUUUCAUUUUUUUAUACCAUUUUGAAGAUAAUUUUUGCCAUAAAACUUUUUUUUGGAAGAGUUUUUAAUGUAUAAGAGAAAUUUUUUUCUCUAUCUUGGAGGUUUCUUUUUUUCGAUACAAGAAAAAAACGUCGCAAAAAAACGUUAAAUUUAUCAAAAAUUUUGAUAUAAUUUUUUUUUGAGUAAUUUUUCAUCAAUAAUCAUUCUAUAAUAAUUUUUUUCGUAUAUCAGAAAAACGAUAUAGUGUAUAUGAAUUGUUUAACAAAGUUCAGUUAAAAAAAUUGAGUAUAUAAAAAGCAGUCGAAAAAAACGUGAUAAUUAUGACAAUUUUUUUGAAUUCGGCUGAAAGCUUUCUUUUUUUCUAUUGAUCAGUUUAUUUCAGACUUUACUGAUUUUUCUUACAAGUUAAUUUGUAUAUUAAGGACAAAGUGAAUGAAUUUCAGGCUUCUGGUAUAAAUGCGAAACUUCCACCCGUUUCCUACACAAAAGCGAUCGAUGUCUGGAUCGGCGCCUGUAUGAUGUUCAUUUUCGGGGCUUUGCUGGAAUUCGCCUGGGUUACCUACAUAUCGUCGAGGAGUUUUUAUAAAAGUUGGUUUUUUUUUCACAGGAUUUGCAAAAAAUUAUUUCUUCAAAAUCACAUUUCCUUCAAAAUUUUUGACAAGCCUCAAGGAACGUUCCCGAUUUUUGGAGAUCAAGAAUUUGGGAAAUCAAAAUUUAAGCUCCGUCUUUGCAGCCCGGAUAACCAUGGAAAGUGUGCUCUGAGAACAAAAAUUUCAUAUUUUAUUGAAAACAUGAGAAAAAACAUUAUUUUGCCUUCGAAAUGACUAAAAAAAAAGUAACCACAGAAACUUCGCUCUAAAAACAAAAUUUUUAACUUGAAAAACGAAAAAGCAGCUAUUCUAAUAAUUUCCAGGUAGUAAAAUGCUUGAUCCGUCCAAAAACGCACUGAUGAUUGGCACGAAACAGGCGAUCAUCAUCCCAAACACCACCGUCACCAAGUUCAACGAUGCCGUUUUGGUAAUUUCUCGAUAAUAAAUCGAGAAUUAACCCCACUAAAAAAUUUAGGACGACAUUCGCGCUCCAUCGGACGAUCCAGAAGUCUGGAUCCGACGAGGAACUAAUGGAAAUCGAGAUAUUGGCGAGCAGGCCGAACUUAUUGUUUUUGGACCGAGGGAGGUGAAAAGGUGAUAUAUUGUUAUUAUUUUCAUUUUGAAAAUUCUUGAAGGGGCCACUUCUUCAAGUAUCACUUUGAGCUGCUUAGGAACCUCAGAGUGGUCCCUAUAGGGCCUGUUUUACUCUAACCCCUGUAGGGACCACCUUGGACUUCAAUCCCUUGAAAAUCUAUUUCGAUUUUUCUUUUGAUACAAUCUUGGCAUCAUCAAGAAUACAUUGAGUAAAGUUAGUUUAUUGAAACUCAUUUUCAGAGUUUACUUUUUUUUUUUCAAAUACAUCUUUUUUUCAGAAUCACGAUAUAAUUUUUUUUUUUACUUCAAUUGAUCUCUUACUUUCAGAACAACGAGAUGUACGAACUUCCUACGAAGUUCGAUAUUUUUACAAGUGGGCCCAUCGGAAGAUGGACGACCAGGACAAUGGAAAAACGGGCCGAUUUGGUUUCGAGUAUGAUUUUUAUUUUAUCAUAGAAUUAAAUCGAUAAAUUUCGAAAACCUUUGCGAAAAACAGUUAUAAUCUUCAAAAUUAAAAAUUUUUUUUUCUAAAUAUUUCAAUCUGAACUAUCAAAAAUUGAUUAUCAAAUUUAAAAAAACGUAAUAUUUUUUUUCAGGAGUUCUGUUCCCGUUUCUUUUUCGCCUGCUUCAAUAUCAUCUACUGGACUACCUAUUCAAGAUAUCAAGUUCCACAGCCAAAAUAA
Messenger RNA from Caenorhabditis auriculariae, 8362 nucleotides. The record is from the annotation of a GenBank genome assembly. Lineage: Eukaryota; Metazoa; Nematoda; Chromadorea; Rhabditida; Rhabditidae.